Nanorana parkeri is the source of this 1934-nucleotide messenger RNA. It is a transcript of the gene PFN2, whose product is annotated as profilin 2. NCBI's taxonomy places the organism in Eukaryota, Metazoa, Chordata, Amphibia, Anura, Dicroglossidae. The transcript is spliced from 3 exons. The record is from RefSeq and is a predicted model, not a curated record. The coding region runs from base 226 to 648 and encodes 140 amino acids. Gene Ontology annotation, biological process: regulation of actin filament polymerization; positive regulation of actin filament bundle assembly; actin cytoskeleton organization. Gene Ontology annotation, molecular function: actin binding. Gene Ontology annotation, cellular component: cytoplasm.
GUGCCAGUGUCCUUCCGCUGCUGGCGGAGGGAUCUGCAUUACAGGGGGGAGGGGGUCUACACCCGGGCGCUGCCCUAUUUCCUCGGCUUCUCCCGGCUGGCGGAGCUCAGAUUAUCUCCGGCCGUGACGGAGCCGCUUCAUCCCCGAUACCGGCUACCCUCAUCCCUACCCCAGCAGCACCGGUAUACCUUUCUGUCGCCCCUGUCGGUGUCCCCCCCACUGAAGAUGUCCGGCUGGCAGGAUUACGUGGAUAUGCUGAUGGCCGAUGGCAGCUGCCAGGAGGCCGCCAUUGUCGGUUACGUGGACGCCAAAUACGUCUGGGCAACAACCCCCGGGGGCUUCUUUCAGACCUUGACGCCUGCAGAAAUCGAUGUUCUGAUAGGAAAGGACAGAGAAGGAUUCUUCACUAAUGGUCUAACUGUUGGAGGAAAGAAAUGCUCGGUGAUCAGAGACAGCCUGUAUAUUGAAAAUGAUUACACAAUGGAUAUCAGGACAAAAAGUCAAGGCGGAGAACCAACAUACAACAUUGCUGUAGGGAGAGCUGUCAGAGUCUUGGUCUUCGCAAUGGGCAAAGAAGGAGUCCACGGAGGCGGCUUGAAUAAAAAGGCAUUCGCAAUGGUGAAAUACUUGAGAGAUAUGGGAUUCUAGCUUUUAGGCCAACUUACAUUCUAGGGGAAAACAGACAAACAUUGCUACUAAACUUUCCUGCGUGAACAAAGCAUUCUUUAUCUGGAAAUGUUAUUAGCAAUACAAUGGGGUGAUGGGGGAUGAUCCUGUGUCUCCUUUGUAUCCCUAUUUUGGUGGGGAAAGUUGUUGUCUUUCAUUUUUUUUUGUUUUCUUUUAAAUUUUUUGUGUUUUUAAGCAAUUGAUUUUUCAUGCAAAUUGUGUCCAUAAGAGGACAACCCAACAAGAUGUUUUUGUUGACUGCUUUUACCCUCCUCGAAGGCUUUACUACUGAGCAGCAUCUCCUGCCGGCUAUGUCUUUCCAUUGCAUCUCGUCUGUCCAUCAGACUGUAGAUUAUAGUUACAGUUUGUCUUUCAUUUAACCAUAUUUUUUUUCUUGUUAGCGUGACAAUAUUUCUGUACCACCCGUUGCAGUCCCGUAAUGUGAAACGCGUGGCUUUUCAGUGUUAUGUACGCAUAGGCUGGUAAUCCAUAUCUGUUGGUAUACUGAGUGUCCGACCCAUAUGUUAACAUUGUGUUUAGAAGUCAGGUGGUAAAAGGGUGGGUGCUUAGCCCAGUUUUAGUACAUUGAAUGUGCACCUUGCCACAAACUGUACCUCAAUUAAAGCCGUUUGAAUCUGUACUCGUCUAAAGUACAAAGUAGUUGCCUCACUUUAAAAGCAGAUUGCAUUGUAACUUAAACCCAGUUUGCCAUCAGAUAGUCUUAGUUUGUGCUGUUCUACUACCAGCACAAGUCUUGCAGCACAUGCUGGUGUUGUCCUGUACAAAGUCAGGGCUUAGUAUAUGAAGUAGAGGCCUAAUGACUUAGGUCAGCAGGACUGCAGCAAGGCAUGGGCAGCAGCUAGAAGAAGAAGAAUGGUGCACAAGAAAACACUAAGCAUGAUGCAGAUUUGUACAUCCGUUGGAUCGAUGCGUUUUGAGCGGUUUGAGCAUAUAUACAGCUCAACUUAGUCUUCCUUUGCUCAAACACAGGUGGAGAUCGCUACUUACAAUAGGAAACACUAGCGCCACGUUUUGCUACUCUAAAGUUAUUGUAAAGCAAUUUUACCUGUUUUAUUUGUCUUCUGAAUUUUCCCUCCUGUAUGUAAACAUGACUGCAGACUACAGUGCCACAAGACUUCUGCUUUGGCAUUGAUCUGCUCGGAAGGACACGCUUGUGCGUUUUUAGUGCAAUAACGUAAAUAAUAUCAUCUUUCUCCGACACUAGAGUGUAUGCCAAAUCCUUUUUUUUUUUUUUUAAAUAAAAGUUU